GUGAGAGCCAUGCAGGCAUUCUACCAUUCCCGGAUUAUUUGGUACGGGAAAAUGUAAUCCCACUCCCACCUACGACCCAAGCGAGCAUAUGUCCCUGAACAUCUUGUUGUCGAAGGAGGGGGGCGUUGGGAUCGUCAGACUCAACCGCCCGCAGGCAUCGAAUGCAUUAUCUAAGGCGCUCCUCCAAGAGCUUCUUCAAGGCUUAGCUGUGUAUGAAAUGGAUGACGAAAUCGGUGCCAUUAUUGUCACAGGAUCAGAUACCGUCUUUUGUGCCGGUGCGGACCUUAAAGAGCAAAAAGAUCUGACCUUCUAUUCGAGCUUUAUGAGCGAACAUUUUAGGGCUUUCACUGAGAGAAUUCAAGCCAUUCGCAAGCCCAUCAUUGCUGCUGUGAAUGGCUACGCUCUUGGGGGUGGAUUCGAACUUGCGAUGCUGUGUGACACUAUCUUCGCCGGUCAAAGUACAAAGUUUGGGCAGCCUGAAAUUAAAAUCGGAACGAUCCCUGGAGCUGGAGGCACGCAAAGGCUUACUAAAGCUAUCGGGAAAGCGAAGACUAUGGAUCUGGUGCUCACAGGGAGAAUGAUAACUGGGGAGGAAGCUCUUGAAUGGGGCGUGGUCGCUCGUGUGUUGCCAGAUGAUCAAGUUCUUGCGGUUGCGGUCGAGGCAGCGAGGACCAUUGCAUCCUAUUCAAGGCCAAUGGUUUAUCUGGCCAAGGAAGCAAUCAAUGCAGCGGAAGAAAUGUCCCUCUCUCAAGGAUUGAUGUUUGAGCGCCGUCUUUUCCACUCCACUUUUGCUCUGAAUGAUGCAAAGGAGGGCAUGGAGGCCUUCGUACAGAAGCGUGCGCCUAAUUUCCGCCAUAAUUAACAACCAGGAUAUAAGCUUCAUCCUUGGGAGUAUAGCAACUGAAUGAAAAUUGUCGUCAAAAUUGCACUGCCGAGCCUGGAUUCUCGGGGACAAAUUAAUCCUUUGGUAGGAAUCGUAUGAAGGUUAUUGUUCUUCCCUGUAGUACACCUGUCCUUGUCGCAUCAACCGCCCCAAAAGCUCAGGCUCUUUCCAUUGUUCAAUAAGCAGAUAUUUCGAUUGAGGCAUCCUCUUGCAUGGCCGAGUACCAAGCUGGCGCGGUGUGUUGAAUGCCAAGAAUUGAGAUGAUUCCACGGGGCGACUCUGAGGCCCCAUCAUUUCUUUUGCUGUACUCGUUUCGUGUUUCACCUGUUACACUAGCUCGAAAAAGGAACAAACAAUACUGAAAGCUC
Messenger RNA from Cantharellus anzutake, 1251 nucleotides. RefSeq names its product enoyl-CoA hydratase/isomerase. The transcript is spliced from 7 exons. Lineage: Eukaryota; Fungi; Basidiomycota; Agaricomycetes; Cantharellales; Hydnaceae. The record is from RefSeq and is a predicted model, not a curated record. Gene Ontology annotation, biological process: fatty acid beta-oxidation. Bases 89 to 862 code for a protein of 257 amino acids. Gene Ontology annotation, molecular function: enoyl-CoA hydratase activity.